AUGAUGGACAACUAAAAUUCGAUCAUAUAUCAAUGGUACGCUCAACAACAGCUGGCAUCGCCUUGACCUCCCGCCAUGCGAAUUUUUGUGCUGAGCUGUGCCAUUGCACUACUUCUCUCCGUCUGUAGUGCCGGUGCAGCAUUGACAAAUGCACAACGACUAGCUCGUGGCCUGCCAAUUUUACCUCCCAAGUUUGGUCGCUCUCUGCCAGGUUAUGCAAGGUCACCGACAGUAGCUGGAGUGAAGGACCCGUCCCCGUCGUCCGCUCCGCCUCAGACAAUUACUGGUCGGAUCCUGGUUAAGAGCCACAAUGGCAAAUCACUAGGACAUCUACAUAACAUGGCCUCAGGAAUAAAUGGCGUAAACUUUGGUGCCUCAAGCGCGGACCUGCACGUGUCGUUCACCACGUCUCGAUCUGGAAAGGGGCUUAUCGACAUACAGGCCGUCGACGCCGCAUUUCAUGGGCCUCAUUAUAUUGGGACGACCAGCAGCCACACCCUCGCCACUGGCUCCUCAACAGCCGUCGACUUUGGCAACGCCAUUAGAACACCUGUGCAUUCCCCACCCGUUCCUGCGGGCCAGCAUAAUGCGGACGAAUCAGCUAUUUGGACUUUCGAUCCCAGAACUCAUGAACUGAAGGUGCAAUACGUAAAUCCCGACGGCCAAACGGCAAAGACGAUUAUCGCUUAUAAUAUUCAUGACAACACAAUAUUCUUUGUCGGUGACAUCGGUGCUUAUAAUGCCGCUCAAGUCCAUCCUGAUCACCACGUCUCACCUAUUACAUUUUACCUUGAUUCGGCGGUUAAGAAAUGAGAGAGCAAUGAUCCAGAAAGGUUCUCUCUCUUCCACAUCUUUUAACAUUCCCUUCAUUUUCCAUGUCAAUCUUUUAAAUUUCAGUCCAAGUCGUAGGUUCACCAAAUUGGGUCUUUCAUUCGGACUUUGAAAACUGUGUUGGUCUCUAGAUCCCUGACAUUUACUUACAUACCACUUAUUCCCAACUUGAAGUUUGAGAUCUGGAAUACAUACCUAGACUGUUACUUUGAACUACUUAUACAAGAUCAAAGGAUUGAGUUCAAAUUA
This is a messenger RNA of Suillus subalutaceus, 1080 nucleotides long. RefSeq lists its product as uncharacterized. The record is from RefSeq and is a predicted model, not a curated record. The transcript is spliced from 9 exons. The coding region runs from base 76 to 813 and encodes 245 amino acids. NCBI's taxonomy places the organism in Eukaryota, Fungi, Basidiomycota, Agaricomycetes, Boletales, Suillaceae.